AUGGACGGCCAAAGCCAACUCUCCAACGCCAACUCUCAGCGUCGCAGACUUGUCAAAAAACCACCCUCCGGUCACCAAUAUACCCGAUCCUCGGGUGGCCUAGAUGGUGGCAUUGACGCCCUGUCUCUCCAGAGCCAACGUAGCUCCACGAGUCUGAAGCGAGCUCCCAGCGCUCCACCCCCAAGGUCGACCCCUCCGAACGCGUCCAACAGCUCCUCCCCUCGUCACCUACCCUCCGCCCAGUUCUCGAACCCGUCACCCAUACUACCCCAGGGUCAAUUUACACCGAAUUCCUAUUACAACCCUGCCGCCGCUCGUCAUAACGAUCGCUCGUCUGAUCCAAACGAUCGCAUCCCCCGGGAAUCCGACGAGUUCAUCGGCGCCCCGUUUGACGGCGCUGCUAUCCUAAACCGCAUCGAACAGACCAAGUCCCCGGGCGGACAGCACGCCCACGCCUUCCAUCGGCCUCACGUCCCCCCGCCUCUUAUCAAGUCUAAGACAGAUAUCCGCGGCAUGAGCCCGGCCCUCCGACAAUCAGCAAGCUUCACCUCGGCCGAUCCCAUCAUGUCCGAGAAGCUGCAGGCAAGUCGGGCGAUGGACCAACAAGUCGUCACUCCCAAAAGGUUCUCAGACGAAGCAAAGGAGCCCAGGGUGGGCGUCCUUCGCAAAAAGUCGGGCUUCUCUGGUUUUGUCAACAGUCUCGUUGGGUCUCAGAAGAAACCCAUCAUCUCCGCCCCCGAAAAUCCCGUCCAUGUCACACAUGUGGGCUAUGAUAGCACAACGGGGCAGUUCACUGGUCUCCCGAAGGAAUGGCAGCGACUCAUCAACGAGAGUGGCAUCCCCGAAAAGGAGAGGCGAGAGAACCCCCAAACUAUGGUGGAUAUCCUCAACUUCUACAAGGAGACGACAGAAAGACCGCCCGAAGACCAGGUCCUGGACAAAUUCCACGAUGCGCGUGCCCCAGCAUACGGCCAAUACGCCGCCAGUCCCGGCCCGGGAAGUGCAUUGUCGCCAGCCGCGUAUCCGACAGCGAAUUAUAUGGGAUCCUUCGAAAACCCCAGGCAGCCGCCUCCCGUACCCAGUCGCGGGCUCGGUCCGGGCAAGGACGUCAACAUGAUGCCUAGCCGGCCUGCACCGAGGCCACCGGUGAGCUUAACGUCGCGCGUUGCAACCCAAGCACCGCAGGCAGCCAAGGACUCAGGCAUCGGCAUGGCCCAGGCGGCAGAGGACCUACCGGCCGCCGCCUACGUUCCUCCCAAAGAACACACCUCCAUGCUGCCCGAGGAGCACCGAUCGAGAUCACGAUCAAACUCCAAGAUCAAUGGGAAUUCGCCGCUCAUGCCCUCCACGCCGCAGCCACAGGGGCUUGCAUCUCCGCCACCAUCAGCGCAAGCCAUGGCGUACCAGCAGCAGCUACUGCAACAACAGCAGGAGCAGGCCUUGGCUCAGGCGCAAGCUGCCAUGUCUGGCCAGAUUGGACGUGCCCCUAGCAAACGACAACCUCCGAGUCUCCAGCAGCCCAUCCAGAGCCCCCAAGCCGCUCAACAGCAAUAUCCUCAAGCCGCUGGCGUACCUGGCCCUCAGGGUCAACAGCGCUCGAACGUCGGCGUUCCUGGCCAGCCAGGCUCAAGACCGCGCCACCGAGCCCGACCCAGCAACGGUAUUGAUAUUGUGGCCGCCCUCAAGCGCAUCUGUACCGAUGGGGACCCGCGCGAGGUGUACCGCAGUCUUAACAAGAUUGGCCAGGGCGCUUCUGGUGGUGUCUUUACCGGACAUGAGCGCGGUACGAACCGCCUUGUCGCCAUCAAGCAGAUGAACUUGGAACAACAGCCCAAGAAGGAUCUAAUCAUUAACGAGAUUUUGGUCAUGAAGGAAAGCUCGCAUCCCAACAUCGUCAACUUCAUCGACAGCUAUCUUGCCGGCGGCGAACUUUGGGUUGUCAUGGAAUAUAUGGAGGGAGGAAGUUUGACCGAUGUUGUUACGUUCAACAUGAUGACGGAGGGACAGAUCGCCUCGGUGUGCAGGGAGACGCUGAAGGGUCUACAACACCUGCACUCAAAGGGCGUUAUCCACCGUGACAUCAAGUCGGACAACAUACUCCUCUCCCUCGAGGGCAACAUUAAGCUGACUGAUUUCGGUUUCUGCGCCACUAUCAAUGAAGCUCAGAACAAGCGGACAACCAUGGUCGGCACUCCUUACUGGAUGGCUCCCGAGGUCGUCACCAGGAAGGAGUACGGACGCAAGGUCGACAUUUGGUCGCUCGGCAUCAUGGCCAUUGAAAUGAUUGAAGGCGAGCCUCCGUAUCUGACAGAGUCACCCUUGCGUGCACUCUGGCUGAUCGCCACCAACGGCACGCCCGCCAUCAAGGACGAGAGGGAUCUCUCACCUCUCUUCCGGGACUUUCUCUACUUCGCUCUCAAAGUUGACCCGGAAAAGAGAGCCAGUGCCCACGAUCUCCUGAGGCAUGACUUCAUGAAGCAGUGCGUUGACCUCGCACAGCUUUCUCCUCUUGUGCGUGCCGCGCGUGAAGCACGACAGCAAGAGAAAGCAAGGAAAGCCAACUAG
This is a messenger RNA of Verticillium nonalfalfae, 2565 nucleotides long. It is a transcript of the gene STE20, whose product is annotated as signal transducing kinase of the PAK. The record is from RefSeq and is a predicted model, not a curated record. Gene Ontology annotation, biological process: intracellular signal transduction; protein phosphorylation; regulation of MAPK cascade. Gene Ontology annotation, cellular component: cytoplasm. The coding region runs from base 1 to 2565 and encodes 854 amino acids. NCBI's taxonomy places the organism in Eukaryota, Fungi, Ascomycota, Sordariomycetes, Glomerellales, Plectosphaerellaceae. The transcript has 5 exons. Gene Ontology annotation, molecular function: ATP binding; protein serine/threonine kinase activity.